GAAGGAGGGAGGUGGAGCAGCAGCAGCAGCAGGACCGCCCGUGCUCGUCAGCGGGAGGAACGUGAGCACCCACGGCGCACAGCCGUCCGUACCGUAUGCUCGCACGGCGGAUCCGUCUGUUAGAGAGGCGGUGGCGCGUGCUUAUAGCGAGGUUGCUGGUACGUACGCCAGCUCGCUGCAUUUCGGUGGUAGUGCGGCGAGCGAAGGGUCAGAGGAGGUGGCUCAGGAGGUGCGGGGACACGUGGCGGCGGAACGCGACGAACAUGAAAUAGAACAACGCAAAAGACACGUGUCUAAAGAUGGACACGUGGCAGAGGAAGGCAAAGGACACGUGGCAGCAGCUGACUUGAUCACGAGUGACAAGGGAGCGCUGGGCGUGAGUGGGAGGAGCAAGGCGGUGAGGAAACCAAAGGAGCGGGUGGGGCCGGAGGUGGAGGAGUCGAAGCGGCGCAUUCUUGCGGCGUUCCUGAGAGAUAUGGACGGCGCCGACAAACCCGCCGGCCACGCGGCGAGCCCCAUGCAGGUUGGCCGGCCGGGAGAGGAGAGGCCGUCGGGGGAAAUUGGGUGGUCAGGAGAGAUGGAGGGUGGUGGUGGUUCUGCACAAGGGAAGGAGACGGGGGAGGGUGUGGGUGGUGAUGGGAUGAUGCACGGCGGGGGUGCGGGGAGGGGUGUAGUUGACUGUGACCCUUGUGGCAGUGUCGGUGAGCGAUGUAACGGGGACGAGGACGGCGAGCACGAGGGCGGCGAGGAGCACGUGUAUGACGACGAAGAGUAUGAUAGCGGGGAUGAGGAGCACAGUGAUGCGGACGAGGCGGCGGAUAAGAGCGACGCGCCAGUGGAUCUCGAGUCGCUCAUGGCCAUGAGCGGGCGGUCGCACCUCACGGGCAUGGCAGGCGCGCGAGCUGGGAAGACGAACCGGGAGUCCGAACAGGACGAGGCUGCGCUUCAAGCCGAUGCUUCUGGAGAUGCUGUUGCCACUGAUUCUCUCGCUGAAGCUACCUCUGCAGCCAUUCGAACCGAUUCACUCGCCGCGAAGGCGCACAGCGCCAAGGCGGAAGGGCGUGCGGACACGAACGCGCAGGGCGGCGCGCCCCUGUCCGCUCUGCCGUCUCCCGUCCCCCCCGCCGUCUCGUCCUCCCCGUCUGGUUCGUCGAGCGACUCGCUCGCGCACUCCACGCCCGCCGAUUCCAUCGCCAUGAUCAAUUCGAGCUCGUCCGGCGACGAUUCCGGCGACUCCCCCACCAGCGACACUCGCACGAGCGAUUCCCGCUCCAGCGUCAUUCCCGCCGUAGGCAGCACCCGCCGCCUGGAUCCCGCUGAGCUGGCGGAAAGCGAUUCCGCCGCUGCGGACGGUGGGGCGAUGGGCGGGGGAAUGUAUUCGGGGGGCGCAGGGGAAGUGGGGGAAGCGGACGGCGCGGAGAGGGGCUUGGGGGGAGAUGAGCUGGAUUCUGGGAAGCUGGAUGUUGAUGUGAGCGGUGCUGACGUGGCGGAUCCUGCGGAGAUUGCGGAAAGUCAUGACGAGGGUGGCAGCGGGAGAAGGAGCAGGAAGCGGUGGGGCGAUUACGUCCCCGUGGGGAAUGAGGGAGGGGGGCGCACGCUGUGGGGCGGGGGUGGCGCGGCGGAAGGAACGGAGAUGGAGGGGAGUGCGGGCGGGGGAAGCUUGCGCUUGAGAUGGCUGGUACUGGAGGAGGAAGAGGGAGAGGAGGGGGAGGAGGAGGAGGAGGAAGAGGAGGAGGAGGAGAAGGGAGAGGAGGAAUGGGGAGGCGAGGAGGAUGAGGGGGGCGAUACGAAAGAGAUGUGCGGCCAGGAAGCGGAUGGGAGUGAUGAGGGAAGGGAGUUGGAAGGGGAGUUUGAACUGCAUGCAUCCCUGCUCCAUGCUCCCACCGCCUUGCCUGCCCCCUCCACACCUCCGCCCUCCGUUCUCUCGCCGUCCGUCCCCUCGCCCUCGCCGGCCCUCUCACACGAAACCCUGCAAGAAACGCCCCAACCCACUCCGCAGCACCACGCACUACCGGAAUCUCCCCAGUUUGUCAUGCAACAGCCAAACGAUGCCGCCUCAUUCAGGCAGACGGGCGGGCAGCAGCAGGGCGGCAUGGUGAUGGCGGAGUGGGCGCAGCAGCACGAGUAUCACCAACUACAGCCGCCCAUGCAGCUGCCCGCCGUGCCCUCUCUGCACAGUAACCUCUCCUCCAUCAAGCGCCGCCUAUCUCCGCGCGUUCGCAAGCCCACGCGUUUCCUCACCGCCUCCCGCCCCCUCACUCCUCCGCCUUCUAACAGUGGUGCCGCUGCUGCUGCUGCUGCUCCUGCUGCUCCAGUUGCUGGAGCUGGCGCUGGUUUGUGCAUCGCUGCUGGUGCUCCAUUUGCUGUUGUUGCUGCAGGUGCUUCUUCUGCCGGUGCUGCUCUUGGCCACCCUCCUUUUUCUGCUGCUGCUGCUGCCAAUGCAGGUGGUGGUGGUGGUGGUGGGGGAGUCAUGUCAGACUGCAACAGGGCUGUUGAGGAUAAAAUCCAACACACUAUGUCACUGGCACCACCAACAGCGCAGCUCAUUGGGUCAUCAUCGCCGUCUGCCCCACAAGCCGCCACCACAGCUCUCUCAAACUCCAUCACUCGCUCACCCGCGUGCUCCAGCCAAGAGACGGCGCCUGCCAGCGCCACCCAUGUGAUCGAUCUCGAGGAGUGCUGCCAGUCAGGUGAAUCACGGCCGUCGGAUGAAUCCGGGCCGUCGACUGACUCGAUGUGGUCAGCUGAAUCCAGAGCGUCAGCUGGAUCUGAAUUGUCAGCUGAAUCUAGGCCGUCAGCUGAAGAUGAAACUUUCGUUAAAACUGAUCCUUCAAUCAAAACUACGGCGUCAGCUGAAUCUCGCCCGUCAGCCGAAUCUGGACCGGCAGUGAAAUCUGGGCCGUCAGAGGAGGUACCAGCGACCGAGAGGAAUGUGAUGGACGGAGGAGAUAGCAGUCUCUCGGGUGCUGCUGGUGUGGCUGCACACAAACGUGACUAUAACGAGCGGUACAGUGCUACGGUGGCCGGUGCAGAGAGCAGGAGCGAUGGUGAGAGCAGUGAGCGAGUGCUGAGCAAGGGGUUUGGGAUAGAGGAUGUGGAUGGGGAGGAAGGAACGCUCGACCGGGAGUGGCUCGACGCAGUGGGCGUUAGAGAGACAGGUGGGAGCAGUGAAGGGGAGAGGAGCAAGGGGUGUGAGAUGGCAGGGAGGGAGAGGGAAGAGGGAAAGUUCGACCGUGCAUGGCUCGACGCAUUGGGGUUUAGCGAGACAGGUGGAGGGAGGGCUGGAGAGUGGGAAGAGGGAAGGCAGGAGGGAGGGGAGGAGAGGGAAAAGGAGGAAUGGAUGGAGGUAGAAGAGGAGGGAGGGGAGGAGAGGGAAAAGGAGGAAUGGAUGGAGGUAGAAGAGGAGGAAGGGGAGCUUUUCUCUGUAUAUGGCAGUGGUACGAGGCAGCACCCCUCCAAUGAGGAGGAUAGGAAUGGGAAUGAGGAUGGGAAUGAGGAUGGGAAUGGGGAUGCGGAUGGGAAUGGGGAUGGGAAUGGGAAUGGGGAUGGGGAUGGGGACAGAAGCGAGGAUGGGCAUGAGGAUGAGAACGAGGAAGAGAACGAGGAUGAGAACGAGGAAGAGAACGAGGAUGAGAACGAGGAAGAGAACGAGGAUGAGAACGAGGAAGAGAACGAGGAAGAGAACGAGGAAGAGAACGAGGAUGAGAGUAAGGAUGAGGCGGAGCGUGUGUUUAUUGAGAUGGUGGGAGGGGAGGGAGUGGCGGCUGGACGAGAAUGGGACAGGGCGAAGGGAGCGGGGGAGAGGGAGGAGGAGAGUGGAAGCGAUGAUGUUAGCGCUGGUGCGCGUGGCACUGCGUUCUCUUCUCAGCCACUCGCAAUUCCCCCCCACGCGCUCCACUCAACGCCAGCUGCCAUUUCCUCCUUCUGCACGUCCCUCCUCUCCCCUCCGCGCCCUCUCCCCUCCGCCGUCCCUAGCCGUGGCGCGGGAGGGAAACCAACAGCAGCUGGAGCAGCAGAUGAGGCUACGUCUGCUGGAGCUGCAGCUGGCAAGAGCAGAAAGGCGGAGGUUGAGGAGAGGCAGGAGGAGGUUGAGCAGGCGGCUGGUGGGAGAGACUGCGAGACCUGGCCGCAGGAAGGCGUUGCCUUUGCUCCUGGUGGCCAGGGCGGGUGCUCUGGGGAAAGGUUGACAGCGAGCUGUGCGAGUAGCGGAGGCGAGGAUGGUGGGAGAGAGGGCGUUGAAGAUGAGGGUGCAGAGGGGAGCGAGGUGAGCAGCGGUGCAGAGGGGUGGAAGUUGGAAGCAGGCGGGGAUGAGAAGGGGGAGAGACGCGAGAGGGAGGAGAGUGGAAGUUCUAAGAGUGAGGAGAGACAAAUUGGGGAAGAGGAGGGUAAAGCAUCAGAAUGUGAAGACGAUGCACUAGGCAUGGAUGGAAGCGCAGAUGAGAAGGGAGUGACUGCAUUCGAGGAAGAAGAGGCAAAAGACAAGGAGGAUGUUGAGGGGGUGAAGGAUGAGGAGGAGGAGGAAGUGAGAAGCGGAGGUGCAAGCGGGGACGAGCCAGCGAGUUCGGACGAGGUGACAGAGGAGUGCGAGGGCGCGCAGGAGGAGUGCUCCAGCGACGCAGAGGCAGCGCGUGAGGUUGCGCUGCAGGGUUCACAGGAGUCCAGUGAGGGAGUCGAAGAAGCAUCUGCGGAGGCAGCAGCAGCAGCAGCGCGCGCAUGGGGAGCCGCCUUUGGGGUUGACCUCGCAAGUCAGGAGCACGAGGAAUGGAAGGGGAGGAGGCAGGGAGAGGACGUGUUUGAGGAGAUUAGCGCCUGGGGUACUGCCUCUGGGGUUGUGGGCUUUGCCUCCCCCUCCUCCUUCCCCAUCCGUCCUCCUUCCCCCAACGACCCCACUCGCCCGGCCGCUCCUGGCCCCUACUCCUCCCACCCCUCCUCCCCCACUGCUUUCUCCGCCCAUCAUAGCCGCCCAUCUUCCCCCAGCUCCGCCCAUCACAGCCGCCCGUCUUCCCCCACCUCCGCGCAUGCCAGCCGCCCGUCGUCCCCCACCAUUCCCCUGCCCGACCGCCCAUGGCUGAAAAGCUCUCUCCGCCGCAGCCUAGAGCGCGCCCAAGCCGCCCAGCUUGCAGCCGCCGCCCUGGCAGCCGUUGAGAGGGCGGAUGCUGGUCCGGCGGGGGAAGGGGCGGAGGGUGUGGCUGUGGGGGAGGGGGUGGAUGGAGAUGGAAUGGGGAGCGCGGAUGGCAUGGGUAUUAGAAGUCGUGGGGAAGGAGGAGUGGAUGUGGAGAGGCGAGAGCAGGAGGAGAAGCAGGAGAAGCAGGGGGAGGAGAAUCAAGAGGAGGAAAAGCAGGAGGACAAGCAGGAGAAUGAUAAGCAGGGGGGAGAGGGAAAAAACGAUGUGGGAAACGCGAUGCGUACCACUGGCGUGGCAGCAGGUGGCAGCGUGGCAGGGCAGCACUGGCAUGUGAGCAGUGUGGUCGGGACCGCGAUGGGGAGUAGAGGAGCGCGUGUGGAGGGCAGGGACAGCCGUGUCAACAGCAGGGCCAACCACGUGGAGAACAAACCCGCCCACGUGGGUGCUCAGUCUCACCCUCACACUGCCCUGCAGCGCACCCCUCCCACUCCCCCAGGUGCCCCUGCAGGUGCCCCCCCAGGUGCUCCCGCAAGGGGCCCAUCAGGUAGCCCCACAGGCAUAGCCAAUGUGCACGCUGCACAGGCGCACCCAGGUGUGAGGGAGAGGCAGAGCCCACUUGCUGCGCCGGUUCCUGCCAUGCCUCGUCUGCCAUUCAAGCUCUCCACGAGAAAGGGAUUGGGCUCUGCUGCUCAGAAUGCCACACCUCCUGCUGUUGCUGCUGCUGCCGCUGCUCCUCCUGCUGCCUCUGCUGCUCCUCCUGCUGCCCCUGCUGCUGCUGCUGCUACCCCUCGUGCUCCUGCUGCUGUUCCGGUGGCACAGCAGAAGGCACAGCGCGGCACCACAGGCAUGGGUGGUACCGCAAGGGCAGUGGGAAGGACAUGUGCAGUGACAGGAGCAGCAACGAGGAGAAGUGUGAGCGGGACAAAGGGUGGGGUAGGAACGGGAGGUAUGGUGGAGAUGGGAGAUGGCGUGGGAGCAGGAGGAGGGGGCGUGCAGGGGGGGGCAGCGGGGGAGGUGGAGGAGAGCUGUGGCUCGUGCAGCAUGGCGGUGAGCAACAGUGUGAGGCACAGCCCGGGGGCGAGGCCCCACCCCAGUGCGAGGAAGCCUGACAGUGUGGCACAGAAGAGCCCAGCAGCAGGGCAGAGAAUGGGGUGGAAGAGGCAAGAAGGUAAGGCCACGGCAGUGGGAAGGCAGUCUGUAGCUGCAUCCGCUGCAAAGCGUGGUGGUUCUGCUUCAGCUUCUGCGUCUGCCUCUGCUGCCGCCUCUGCUUCGGCCUCUGCAGUAGCAGCAGCUGCUGCCGGUGCUGGAGGUGUGAAGCGAGUGUCAACUGUCGGAGCGAAGGGAGUUGGAGGGGUAGUAGCAGCCGGGGGAGCAGUGGCGGGGCAGUCUAAUGGAGCGGAAUCGGCUGUGGGAGGGUCGGAGACUGGCGAGGAAUGGAGCAGCUCCGGUAGCAGCUUCGGGAAGGGAGGGGCGGGCGGAGCGGGAGGAAGAGGAGUGGGUGCAGCAGGGAGCAAGCAGGCGGCUCCAGGACAGCAGCAGCAGCAGGUGUCAGUGUCUGCCUCGCACCAGUCACAGCACUCCCCAAUGGUGCAGCAUCAACAGUUUCUGCAGACUCUGGCGUUUGGGCCAGAGUGGGUGGCGAAGAGGCGGGAAAGGGAGGAGCAGAUGCAGCAACAGAAGCUUGCAGCAGAUAGCAAGGGGCAGGCGGCAGGGGGGGGUGGCAGUGGCGUGCAUCAGCCGUUCAGCCGGCCGUUGUUUGGCGAGAGGAAUGUGAGCCCGCUGAGAAUGGCAGCGCCGGUGGCUCAAGGUGAUGCCAGGACACAUGCACAGCAGCAGCAGCAGCAGCAGGGGGUGGGUUCUGCAGGGAAAUUUGAGAGAAAUUUGUUUCAUCAGACAAACCCCAAUAGCUUCCCUGCACCUUCUCCUUCUGCUGCUCCUCCUCCUCUUACUGCUGCUGCUGCUGCUACUGCCUCCAGAUACUCCUCUGGGUCUGCUGACGCAUCACCCCGCCAUCCGCCCCCCUCCAACCCCUUCCUCCACUCACUCGCCCCCAGCAGCGCUGCCACCAGCACCUCCACCCCGCCUCUCUCCCCACGCGCACCUCCAGGCACCUCUGCCAACCCUGCUCUCCCUCCUCCCAGGUCCAACCCCACGUCUCCCCGUGUCUCAGCUGUGGGUGCUGCUGCCGCGUCUCUCUCCCCGCCGCCCUCCCCGCGCUCCUUCCACGUGCUGCAGUUCGCCAUGGGGGGCUCUCCCAAUGCCAGCCCCAUGCACCCCCUGGCGUCCUCGCUCUCUGGUGCUGCUCGCAGCCCCACUGUGGGACCCUCUCCCGCUGCACCCCGCAGCCCCACUGUGGGCCCCUCCUGUCUUGCGCCGCGCAGCCCUGCCCAUCCGUCUACCCUGCCUCAUGCCUCCCCUGGCCCUGCACACCCUACGCACCCCACUGCACCGUUUCAUACUCCUGUGAGUCCGAGGCAUGGUGGCAUGGCUCCAUGUCCGCCCACCCCUCAACAUCCGACACAACAAGCGGUGAUGCAUGGGGGAUUGCAUCCAUUUCAUUCUUCCAGUAUGCAUGGUGGUGUGUCGCUUUCUCCUUCCACACCUCCCCACCCGACACAACAAGGAACGGCGCACGCAAUGCGUGGCAGCACGAACCAAACUGCUGUGACAGGCAAUCUGCAGCAGCCUGGUUACCACGCACAGCAGUACGUGCAGCCAGUGCCACUUCACCAGCAGCAACAGCAGCAACUGCAGCAGCAGCAGCAGCAGCAGCAGCAGAGCCCAUACCGCAAUCGGCCAUGGCUCCAGCAGGAGAAUCGGCAGCCAUUCAUUGCAGGGCCCAGCCCCAGCCCACCCCGAUCGCCCUCACCCCACGCCACUGCUGCCAUGCCCUUUGUCUCGGGACCCAACCGCAGCCCUGCACGCACCCCUCCUGCCUAUCACACUCCACCACCAGCAGGAGCAGCACCAUUCGUCCCUGCUGCCUACCACACUCCUCAAGCACCAGCAGGGUCGCUCGCCCCUGCCCCUGCUGGCUACAUUGGCAGCCCAAAUCGCUGCGUUUCCCCCGUCCCCUUCUGUCCCUUGGGCAGCCCAAGGCAUGCUGCUCCAAUGUCCCCCAAUGCUGCUGGCUCUGCCAGCCCUGCCGGCGUCGGCACGCCUGACAAAGCCAGCACUUCGUCGCGCUAUGCCUCCCCGCUGCCGGCUCGAGGGCCGGUGGGGAGCAUGUUCUUUGCAGGGCCCAGUAGAGGCAGCGCUGCUGCUAUGGUUGCACGGAGGAAGCUGGAGGCCAAGGCUGCUGCAGCUGCUGCUAGUGCCGCUGCUGCUGCUGCUGCUGGUUGUGGUGGUGGUGCUGCUGGUGCGGCUGGUGCUGCUGCUGGUGGUUCUGGUGGUGCACAGGGGAGUGAUGCGGUGGGACAAGGGUCAGGAGCAGGGGUUGCAGUAGUGAGGGGAGGAGUGGGAGUUGUGGGUGGCCCAGGGGCAGGAGGACCAGCAGGGAGUGUGGGAGGGAGUCAGGGAGGUGGUAAGGCAGUAGCAGCACAGGUGGGGGUUGGAGGAGUGCUGACGUCGUCAUCUGCCAUGAAUGCACGACAGGGAUUUGUUGGAGGUCCAACUGCUCCAGCAGGUGUAGCUGGUACUGGUGCAGUGCCAUGCAUGGGCCCUUCUCCUGUCAGCGGUACAGCAGUGAAGGCACAGCAGGCCCCUAAGUUUGGUGGUCUCCCCGUCUCGCUCAAAUCAAGGCCAGUGACUCGCUCAAACCAAGGUCACUACGUCAGUGACUCGCUCAAACCAAGCUCUGCCGUGAGCCUCUACCAUGCGAAGACCCCGGAUCAUCGCUUCAUGGGGAAAAUUCCUCUCGGGGUUCGCCGCACGCCGCUGCGAAUCGUCGUUACUGGCGGGGCGGGGUUUGUGGGCAGUCACCUGGUGGACCGGCUGAUGGAGCGCGGCGACCACGUGAUCGUGGUGGACAACUUCUUCACGGGGCGCAAGGAGAACGUGCAGCACCACUUCGGCAACCCGCGCUUCGAGCUCAUCCGGCAUGACGUGGUGGAAGGACUCCUGCUCGAGGUCGACCAGAUCUACCAUCUCGCGUGCCCCGCCUCGCCCGUUCACUAUAAGCAUAAUCCCAUUAAGACGAUUAAGACGAAUGUGGCGGGGACGAUGAAUAUGCUGGGGCUGGCGAAGCGAGUGGGGGCGCGGUUCCUGUUGACGAGCACGAGCGAGGUGUAUGGAGAUCCGCUGGAGCACCCGCAGACGGAGGAAUACUGGGGCAACGUCAACCCCAUCGGGGUGCGCAGCUGUUACGAUGAGGGCAAGCGGGUGGCAGAGACUCUGACGAUGGACUACCACCGGGGUGCGGGCGUGGACGUGCGCAUUGCGCGCAUCUUCAACACGUAUGGCCCGCGCAUGUGCAUCGACGACGGGCGCGUUGUCAGCAACUUCGUGGCUCAGGCGCUGCGCAAGGAGGCGAUGACAGUGUAUGGCGAUGGCAAGCAGACGCGCUCCUUCCAGUACAUAGACGACCUGGUGGAGGGACUCAUGCGCCUCAUGGAUGGGGAGCACGUGGGGCCCUUCAACCUCGGGAACCCCGGCGAAUUCACCAUGCUUGAACUGGCCGAGGUGGUGAGGGAGGUGAUAGACAAGACAGCCAGCAUAGCCUUUCAGGAGAACACAGCAGACGAUCCGCACAAGCGCAAGCCCGACAUCACACGCGCCAAGGAGCUGCUGGGGUGGGAGCCCAAGGUGGCGCUGCGCCAGGGCCUGCCCCUCAUGGUCGAGGAUUUCCGGCGCCGGCUGUUUGGAGACGUGAAGGAGAGCCGGCAGAGCAUUGCUGCUCAGGAGGAGGCGAAAUGA
Messenger RNA from Closterium sp. Naga37s-1, 9979 nucleotides. The record is from the annotation of a GenBank genome assembly. NCBI's taxonomy places the organism in Eukaryota, Viridiplantae, Streptophyta, Zygnematophyceae, Desmidiales, Closteriaceae.